AUGAUGGUUGUACGGAGUGUGGUGGACAGGUUGAAGCCGGCGAUGUUAAUGGUGGUGGCUCAGAUAGGAGGUGUUGGGCUCAAUGUUUUGUACAAGCUCGCCGUGGAUGAUGGCAUGAACUUGAGAGUCCUCAUUGCAUACCGCUUUAUAUUUGCCACUGGUUUCAUUUCUCCUCUUGCUCUCAUUGUGGGGAGGAACAAAAGACCAAAGAUGACUUGGACCGUACUCUUUCAGGCAUUUCUAUGCGGGUUAUUUGGAGGAAUAUUGGCACAAAACUUAUAUUUGGAAGCAUUGGCAUUAGCGUCAGCAACAUUUGCAUCCGCGAUGGCCAAUCUUCUUCCAGCCAUCACCUUUAUCUUGGCCGUCUCCUUUCGUUUGGAAAGAUUGAAUUUAAGAACAGCACCAGGAAAAGCCAAGAUCGUUGGAACAAUAAUGGGAAUAAUUGGGGCUAUGAUUAUAACAUUCUUCAAAGGCAUAGAAAUACACACAGGUUCCUUCCACAUCGCUCUCUUGCAUCACCAUAACGGACAUGUGGUAUCACCACAAACUUCCUCUAGUGGUAACGCCCUCUUGGGUGCUCUUUAUGCACUCGGAAGCUGCUUCACCUCUGCUUUGUCGUCCAUCGUUCAGACUAAGUUGAGUAAAAGUUACCCAUGUCACUACUCAAGCACGGCUUUGUUGUGUUUCAUGGCAUCCCUCCUUUCUACUGCCUUUGCUCUUUGCGUUGAGAGGGAUUGGACUCAAUGGAAGUUAGGUUCGAAUGUCAGGCUUCUCACAGUAGCUUAUUCAGGAAUAGUGAAUUCUGGAGUAAUGAUGGUGGCGGCGACAUGGUGUAUGCAUAUGAGAGGCCCUCUUUACGUUUGUGCUUUCAACCCUCUUUUGCUUGUUUUUGUGGUCAUUUGUGGCCUUUUCAUGUUAAACGAGAAGUUACAUCUUGGAAGUAUAAUGGGAGGGAUGUCGAUAGUGUGUGGAUUAUAUGUAUUUCUAUGGGGAAAAGACAAAGAGAUAAAGAAGAUGAGUCAGCAACAUGUUUCAUCAGAAAGUCUUCUUGAUGAUGGAACCAAAGUCAGAUCUCAUGCAGAAGACAAACACAGCUCUGAUCAUAACAAUAAUUGUGACGUUGAAAUUGUUAGGGUUCGAGAUCAUUCAUCAGAAAAUGCAAGUGAAGCAGUAGUGAGGAAUUAG
Messenger RNA from Prosopis cineraria, 1185 nucleotides. Its product is annotated as WAT1-related protein At1g25270-like. Bases 1 to 1185 code for a protein of 394 amino acids. NCBI's taxonomy places the organism in Eukaryota, Viridiplantae, Streptophyta, Magnoliopsida, Fabales, Fabaceae. Gene Ontology annotation, molecular function: transmembrane transporter activity. Gene Ontology annotation, cellular component: plasma membrane. The record is from RefSeq and is a predicted model, not a curated record. The transcript is spliced from 7 exons.